Messenger RNA from Papaver somniferum (opium poppy), 351 nucleotides. RefSeq names its product vestitone reductase-like. The record is from RefSeq and is a predicted model, not a curated record. Gene Ontology annotation, molecular function: oxidoreductase activity, acting on the CH-OH group of donors, NAD or NADP as acceptor. The transcript is spliced from 2 exons. Bases 1 to 351 code for a protein of 116 amino acids. Lineage: Eukaryota; Viridiplantae; Streptophyta; Magnoliopsida; Ranunculales; Papaveraceae.
AUGGAAGGAACAGGGAAGAUAGUAUGUGUAACAGGUGGAGCUGGAUACUUGGCAUCUUGGCUCAUCAUGAGAUUGCUUCAACGUGGUUACUCUGUUCGGACCACGGUUCGGUCUGACCCCAAAUUUAAGGAAGAUGUAAGCCACCUGAAAGCCCUUCCUGAGGCUGCAGAGAAGCUCCAAAUUUUUGAAGCAGAUCUUGAAACCCCCGAAAGUUUUGACGCUGCAGUUGACGGAUGUGUCGGUGUCUUUCUCGUUGCUCAAGGAAUUGGUCUUGAAGUAGGAUACACUCAAGAAAAAUUACUCAAAAUAUCCGUGGAAGGAACUCUUGGAAUUCUCAUGCAUGAAAUCUAA